Messenger RNA from Chara braunii, 4459 nucleotides. Lineage: Eukaryota; Viridiplantae; Streptophyta; Charophyceae; Charales; Characeae. The record is from the annotation of a GenBank genome assembly.
CCUGUUUACCUACCUAAGCAAGGAAAGCUACGAGGGACGACCGUAUUCGGGUCAGGUAAGUAUAUGAGGAAGCUAGAGAGGGCAUACAGGAUAGACCCUUUUGAGAUAGGAUGCUGAGUAGGUGAGUGUCCUUGUUUGUCUUCUAAUAGGGAGCUUGAAGGAAAAAGUCCGUUAAGAUGCCGGAGAGCGGCAGUGUGUCGGAUGGCACCGGGAAGGUCCUGACGCUCGAGGACCUUAUUGCGGCCAUGAGAAGACUCCGAGCAAUGUCCCUAAGGUCGACACAUUUCACUUCAAUGGAGAAAGAGUCUCAGACUGGCUGGAUCGGGUGGAACAAGCAAUUGGUGAGACUAGCGGAUGCGGUGAAAUUCCAGCGGAUCAUGAGAUAUGUGCUUUAUGGGCACCAUCAGGAGAUGCAGAGAGUGGUUAACGACGCCAACGACAAUUUGGUCAGGUUUAGAGAGGGAAUGCAAAGGAAGUACAAGUUGGGCGAUGGCCUGUUAACCACGACAGACCUGGAGGUAAUGAACAAAGAUAACUUCACUACGAUAGGGGCCUUUGUACAAGAAUUUAAGAAGAGGGCAAAGAAAGUCCACGGGAUCUCAAAGGAGACGCAGUGUGCCAUCUUUUUGGGACUGCUUAUUGCGUCAGAGGCCUGGGAGUUGACAAGUCAUGGGGGAGGGAGUGCUAAGCUCACAUGGGCCACCAUUGAUAAAAGGGUGGAAGAUGAGAGCUUAGACCAGGUGGAGCAGCACCAAGUACGGCUACAAAGACAGAAGAGAAAGGAGAGGGAUGCUUCGGCGUCCGGGACUCCAGGGGCAGCGCGAACGCGAAGUCAGGCCAAGGCCAGUGCUAGUAAAGAACCUCCCCGAAGAGAGUCUGAGCCGGGAGGAAGGAAAGAGGCAGUGGAAGUGGAGGAUGAUGAUGACGAGGAGGAAGAAGAUGAGAGGUUGCGCCAAGAAGAGGAUCACAGGGCGGAGCAAAGGGCUAAGAAAAGAGAAGCCAGGGAAGGAGCUGAGCCGGUCUUGCACGAUGUGCCGCCUAAGAAGAAGAAAUACGCAGCCCGGCUAGAAGAAGGGUUUGACAUAGAGAAGGUGAUCGACAGGUUGUUAGAAGGACAUAACGACCUCAUGACCAUGAAGGAAAUUUUGGCGUCAGCACCUAAGCUCCGUGAUGGAUUAAAGGGGAGGUUGUCGCGGCAUCUGGUACCCAAUGUCCAUCUGGGUACGAUCCUGCCCAAGGAGGCGGAGUGGGCAGAGUCGAGCACGAAGAUGGACUGGAAGUGUGUGGCCUGCGGCACAGUAGAUUUGGUAGUGAAGGGCUCCAAGUAUGCAGUGAUGGUGGACACAGGGGCGGAAAUGAAUAUCAUCAGGGAAGCGGAUGCCAUCAGGUUCGGAUUGGAUAUAGACGGAUCUGAGUGCGGCAUUCUACACGGGGCAAGCUGCAAGGCCAUGUUCUGUGGGACAGCCUCGAAUGUGUUCAUCGAGGUUGAGAAAGUAAAAGCCAGGGCAUGCUUCUUCGUCAUGCCGGACGUGGAUCACGGGAUUCUUUUGGGGAGAUCCUUUCUGAGCAGGACAGAGACGGUGAUAUUUAAUACGCAUGAUGGGACUUUGAUCCUUGUCUUGUGCGACCUUGCCUGUGGAAAUUAUGAAGUCAUCACCUGCAGGAAUACAGGGCCAAAAAGCAUAAGGAACUGGCCCAAUCCAGGGUCUUUCACAAUCGAGGAGUCGGAGGGCGAGCGUCGGAGGCUCUGGGCGGAGCCAGAAGAGGAAGAGAGGGUCGAAGCAUUCUCCCUCAGCUUGUCGGACGUGGGGAAAGCCAUGGACUUGGUGGCCGCACAUGAGAUGGCAGAUCCGGAUGCCAUCCAGGCAUUGAGGGAGCAAGUCCUGGAGUGUCCCGAGGCAGGGAGAUUGGAGUUGGUGUAUCGUCUUUCGGAUGGCAGGAGGAACCCGGCAUUGGUGCAGGUGCAAUCUGAAGAUGUGGUGGUCAGAAUGAAGGAAGAGUUCCGAGAAGGGGGUUUCGUGUUGGGGGCGCCAGACUAUGACGCCACGGAAACGAGACCCUUCAUUGUUGAAACGGAUGCGGGACCAACUGCCUUAGGUGGGCUCUUAAUCCAGGCAGACACGGAGGGAAAGGAAAUGCCUUUGAGAUUUGAGAGUCGGACUCUUUGUACGACCGAGAGGAACUAUUCUCAGAUCAAGAGGGAAACCCUUGUCGUCCUCUACUGUCUGCGAAUCUUUCGAAACUACAUCUUCAGCAGGAGGUUUAUAUUGAGAGUGAACCCAACUGCCCUGGCCUACUCUCUAAGGAAUUACGUUUCAUCGGAUCCAACAGUUGCCAGGUGGCUGACGUACAUCUGGAUGUUUAACUUCGAGUUGGAACGGAUCCCUGGAAACAAGAACCGGGCGGACGGGCUGAGUCGUAUCAAAUGGGAUAGUCAAGAAGGAGAGGCGGUGGAGAAUACGCCCCCAGUUGAUGGAUUUUUGGAUCAAGUGGAAGAUGUCCGUCUCCACAUUAACAAGUUGUCGCCGCGAGUGCUCAGUUGUGUGGACCAUCCUAUCUGGCAAGCGUCGAGCGGGUAUAAACGGAAGGCGGAGCUGGUCCUUAAGCCUUUUGAGGAAGAGGAUCCCUGGGGUGGUAAAGAUGUUCAGUGGAUGAUGAAGUUGGCGUUGGCUGGAUCGCAUAGCCUAGUGGAAGAUAUGAGGGCAAUAGAGGAGGGGUCAGGCCAGGUAGAAAGGCAUGAGGAAUUGAUAGGGGGAAUGUAUCUUCUCGUCAACACACCACUGCAGGAAAGCCUCGAUCAAGCAGGCCCGUUGAAUCCGGCGGGGAAUGAGGACGAGGUGCCCGAGAGCCAGGACGACGAGUUUGAUGAGGGUGAGAUCAAAGAGGUCUUUCGUACAGAGGAGUAUGAAGGGAUCUACCUGGAAUUGGGACUCCUUCUGUCAUGCGAAAUGCGGCUUAGAAAUGCGAGCGAUAGGGCUCAAAGAAUGAUGCAGCGCUACUUGAUCGAAGAAUUGAAUGGGACUGAAUGGAAGGACUGGGUAUCUGGAACGCGGCUGAAGAAAUUUGUGGCGCGAGAAGAGGCGAUUGAGAGAUUGAGGGGCGCCGACAGGUUCGAGGAGACCAUUGCCCGGAUCCGUAGGGAGGCGACGACGAGGCCAGAGGUGGAGAUGAGGAUGCAGGAGCUACGACCCUCGCCUGUGGGACCUGAUGGCAGACCGAUUUGCCUAGAGAUCGGAAAUGCGGCGGACUUUAUCCCCGCCUUCGAGUGGUUCAUGCAGGGGCAGGGUACACCGAGAGAUGAUUGGGCGAGGACGCUACCCCUCUGGACUAGAAAGGCGGAGAGGCCACUGGCUAGGCAGAUCAGAGAUAUGGCCCGGGAUUGGGAGAGUUGCAGGGCACACUUGAGGGAGGUCUUUCGACGGCCAGAACCUUGGCCCCGAGUUGAGAGGCGCCAGAGAAGCAGGAGACAGGGGGACCCUGAGCCCAGUGAGGCAAGGCCAUCUCGAGGGGGACGGAAGGCCCUCCUAGCCAGGAGAGAAGAGGAGUCGGAGCCUGAGGUUGAGGAGCGAGGGGCGUAUCCUGAGUGUGGGCUGGGACCGGUGGAGUUCCAUCAUUUUACCGAGGGUGGAUUGAGGAGGUCGCCAGUGCGCACACAUGAGGAGGCGCCAGCAUCUGAGGGCCCACUGAGAGAGUUGGAGGCGCACCUGGACGUCUCUCGAUGGGGAACGUCGCCUCGAGGCGAGGAGCGUGGAGGACAGGCAGAGGAGGUGCCACGAGAGGAGGUACCACGAGAGGAGGCCCGGGACAUUCAGGGAGAGAGGAGGCUGGGUGAUGAGGGGAGGCGUGCAGGGAAGGACGUGAUAGAGGUUGGAGAGAACACACCCCCUCAGACGCCAGCAGUGGGUUUAAGGCCUGGGGAUACACCAGGGAGCACUCGCCAGACAGAAGAGGGAUUGCAGAGAGAGGGGGGCCCAUUGCCUUCAUCAAAAAAGGCUCCUUCGUUAGAGAGGAGAGCAGAAAGGAGGAGAGAGACUGCAGCUGUAAGGAGAGAAGCCUUGGCCCUGAUUGACAGACACCUAGCAGCUCAUGCCCUGGAGCACCCAGACCUGGAGGAGCCAGCACCUGCAGAGCCGCGCCAAGAGUCGUGCCAGCCUGAGAAGGAGGUGGAGGCAGAGAUCCCGAAGAGGGUCGACCAUCGCACGAGGGAGAGGGCACCAGCUGGCGAAACAACUGAAGAAAAGAGAGCGAGUAGAAGCAUGAGAAUAGAAGAGAUAUGGCAGGAAAGGCAGAGAUUGGAGGUAGCAGGGGGAAGAGAGGUUAGAUCUCAAGAUCAGGUUCUUAGCAAACACCAGUUUCGAUCGGUAUCUGAUGGUGGAAAGCGAUCUGGCGGGGAAUAAGAUGAAGGAAGAGGAUCAUGGGCUAAGUUUGGAGACGAUGGAAGUAAAAAUCCAGGAGCUCA